CAAAUCAACUUUCAUAUCGUUCGCUCGAUUCAACCGCGACGUCCAUCUUUCCGAGCCGUAGACGGCAGAAAAAAGUGACACUCCGAAUCAUUUGGUGUUCUAAGUACGAUCGUUAGUUCGGAAACAGAAAGGAAGCACCGGAAAACUCCUAACUCAAAAAAUGUCGAUGCUUUCUGCUCGUUUGGCCGCCCAAGUGGCUCGCCAGCUGCCAAGAACCGCUAAUCAGGUCUCCAAGAUCGUUGUUCCUGCGAUUCAGGUUGCUUCCCGUAAUCUCCAUGUUUCUAGCGCCAAACGCGGAUCGGAAAUUUCUGCAAUCCUGGAAGAAAGGAUCUUGGGUUCGGCACCAAAGGCUGAUUUAGAGGAAACUGGACGCGUUCUAAGUAUCGGUGACGGUAUCGCUCGUGUGUAUGGCUUGAAAAACAUCCAGGCCGAUGAGAUGGUGGAAUUUUCCUCCGGUCUCAAGGGUAUGGCUCUCAACUUGGAACCCGAUAAUGUUGGUGUUGUCGUUUUCGGUAAUGACAAGCUCAUCAAGGAAGGUGACAUUGUCAAACGUACCGGUGCUAUCGUCGACGUUCCAGUCGGUGACGAGAUUCUUGGCCGUGUUGUUGACGCCUUGGGUAACGCCAUUGACGGGAAGGGUGAAAUCAAGACCGGACAGCGUUUCCGUGUCGGUAUCAAGGCUCCAGGCAUCAUUCCUCGUGUGUCUGUACGCGAGCCCAUGCAAACUGGAAUCAAAGCCGUCGAUUCACUUGUGCCAAUUGGUCGUGGACAGCGUGAACUUAUCAUCGGUGACAGACAGACUGGUAAAACCGCUUUGGCCAUCGAUACCAUUAUCAACCAAAAGCGAUUCAACGACGCUCAAGAUGAAUCGAAGAAGCUGUACUGUAUUUACGUAGCCAUCGGUCAGAAGCGUUCCACUGUGGCCCAAAUUGUAAAGCGCUUGACUGAUGCUGGAGCUAUGAAGUAUACUAUCAUUGUCUCUGCCACCGCUUCGGAUGCUGCCCCUCUACAGUAUUUGGCUCCUUAUUCCGGUUGUGCUAUGGGCGAAUACUUCCGUGAUAAUGGAAAGCAUGCCCUCAUCAUCUAUGAUGAUUUAUCCAAACAGGCUGUCGCAUACCGUCAGAUGUCGCUGUUGCUGCGUCGUCCUCCUGGUCGUGAGGCUUACCCUGGUGAUGUGUUCUACCUGCAUUCGCGUUUGUUAGAACGUGCGGCCAAAAUGAAUCCAACUUUGGGCGGUGGUUCGUUGACUGCUUUGCCGGUUAUUGAGACCCAAGCUGGUGAUGUGUCCGCUUACAUUCCAACCAAUGUUAUUUCGAUCACUGACGGGCAGAUCUUUUUGGAAACUGAAUUGUUCUACAAGGGUAUUCGACCAGCCAUCAACGUCGGUUUGUCUGUAUCACGUGUCGGAUCCGCUGCCCAGACAAAGGCAAUGAAGCAGGUCGCUGGUUCCAUGAAACUGGAAUUGGCUCAGUAUCGUGAGGUAGCUGCUUUUGCCCAGUUUGGUUCUGAUCUUGACGCAGCCACCCAACAAUUGCUGAACCGUGGUGUGCGUUUAACUGAAUUGCUGAAGCAAGGUCAGUAUGUCCCAAUGGCUAUCGAAGAGCAGGUAGCUGUCAUUUACUGCGGUGUCCGUGGCUUUCUGGACAAAAUGGAUCCUAGCAAGAUUACAGCCUUCGAGCGUGAGUUUUUGGCUCAUGUCAAAACUAACGAAAAAGCUUUGUUGAGCCAGAUCGCUUCCGAGGGAAAGAUUUCCGAUGAAACGGAAGCCAAAUUGAAAGGCAUCGUCACCAGCUUCAUGUCUACCUUCAGUGGUUAAGCAUACCAUGCUUUUAAUCUAGCUGUUAGAGGAAUAUAAGUUAAACUGCGUCUUUUCGUCGAUCAUUGCUAGCUUCAGUUUAGCAAGCCAGCGAGGUUGUUGAAGUGAAAUAUUCAAUAACAAGACAAAUUGUAACAUCUUUUGAGCGGGCAGACAAAUUUUGAUCGAGUAGAAACUAUUGCGAUACCAUCAUUGAUAGGAGUUGAUAAGAAGCAACAGUGGAAAACAAACACAAUCGAAAUUGCGAACAUCAAAAAAGUAGUUCAAACAAUUGUAUUAAACUUGCAAGGAUAAAAUCUGAAUAUCGAAAUACAGUUUCCCAUUAUAAAAACAA
Malaya genurostris is the source of this 2150-nucleotide messenger RNA. RefSeq names its product ATP synthase subunit alpha, mitochondrial (gene blw). Gene Ontology annotation, biological process: proton motive force-driven ATP synthesis; proton transmembrane transport. The record is from RefSeq and is a predicted model, not a curated record. Lineage: Eukaryota; Metazoa; Arthropoda; Insecta; Diptera; Culicidae. Bases 161 to 1816 code for a protein of 551 amino acids. The transcript has 4 exons. Gene Ontology annotation, molecular function: ATP binding; proton-transporting ATP synthase activity, rotational mechanism; ADP binding.